AUGCCCCAGAAGAUCGAGGAGCUGGUCCAGUGUUCAGACGUGAACUUGGCUGGGGUCCUGGGCUCGGUGUUGAACACAGCGACUGGCCUCGACAUCCCGAGCCUGGUGCCCCUGGACGCCCUCACGAACCUGAAAAUCCUGGAUAAUGUCCUGGGCAAGGGGGAUGCCGCCAAGCCCAAGGGCAACGCAGAUGCCCCUGAAGCUCCUGCACCUGUAGAAACAGAGGCCCUGGCCAGCCCUGUAUCUAGUUUCCUUCCUGGUGCGGCUGCUGCCGAGCCUGUCUCCGAACUCACAGGACAAGUGAGUUCAAAGGUCAACGACAUCCCAGGACCAGGACCCGUUAAAAGUGUGCUGAGUAAUGGUGUGUCCGGUGUGACUUCCAAGCUCACAGGCUCCGUUGGAGAUUUGCUGAAGAGUGCAGGUAGCAAGAACCUGGGCAAUGUGGUUUCCCAAGUCAAGGGCCUGACUAAAACGUCCACUGACCUCGUCAGCAACGUGUUGCCAUCCGACAACCCCACUGAGGCCUCAGGUGGCCAGGGAGGCCUGGAUGUGAGCGGCUUAUUGUUGGCACUCAAAGUGGGGAAAGUCACCGUAGAGAACAUCCAGUACUCGAUGACAAACGACGGGGUGGAAGUCCAGGCCACAGCCACCGCUGAUGUGCAGUCUGAAGGAGUCGCUGGAGCUGUGAUCACUGCAGUUGGGUUCCAGGUAGAACUCGACCUAACAAUGAUGAUCACCAGUACACAUGACCACACCAACAAUACUGUCCAACUCGAAGUCGAGCAGAAGACCAUGGAGGUCAAAAAAGUGACCAUCAAGCUGGUGGAAACGAUCACGAGUGCUUUGCCUCUGCCUGUGCCCGUGCCUGUGCCCUUGGACAGUGUUGUGCUGAUGGCCCUGUCUGUGAAACUGAGUGAUAAUGCCAAAGAAUCAUCUUGUAGCAUCCUACUUUCCGAGAUCGAUUCGGCCAAGAAUGAGACUGGUGUGAUGUGCCUUUACACCAUUGCCUAUACCGAGAUGUCUGCUAAAGGCCUGUCCGUCUACUAUUGUGCCAAAUGUUCUGGGAUAAAUAACUCGAGCUGGGUUUCUGGAAGUAAACUUGCGGACCACCCUAAAAAUGACAGUGUUUCCGUCAUCGUGUCCCACAAAGCUGUCAGAGAACAUGUCACUCGGUGUGUUGCACAGGUCGAUAUCAAGGAAGGGAACAUGGAGGCCUUCAUCCUCAAACUCUCCUACAAGUACCCUUCAGCUGGUAUUGUAGAAGCAUUGUUCAAGUUUCAGUUGAAGAUGAAUGGCAUGGACUCUGGCAUCGUGGUGUUAGGUGCCCGGUUCUCCCAUAAAUGCAGAAUUGAAAAUGGUAAAUUGGUGGCAGACAUCAAGUUGCAAAGCACCUCUCUGAAAAGCAGCACAAUUCCUGAGACUGUGGGUGAUAUGACAGAAGCAAUGAAACCAGUGGUUGAUAAAACAGUUUCUUCUGUAACUGGAUGA
Suncus etruscus (white-toothed pygmy shrew) is the source of this 1488-nucleotide messenger RNA. RefSeq names its product vomeromodulin-like. The record is from RefSeq and is a predicted model, not a curated record. Bases 1 to 1488 code for a protein of 495 amino acids. NCBI's taxonomy places the organism in Eukaryota, Metazoa, Chordata, Mammalia, Eulipotyphla, Soricidae. The transcript has 12 exons. Gene Ontology annotation, biological process: sensory perception of smell.